AUAAAUGAUAUAAGACGCGCAAAGCCUUCAACAGUCAAGGCCAAGGAUAUCAAAGGGCAGCCUUUGUACAGUCCAGAGCAAUACAACUACAUUAUAUGCAUAUUUGAAGAGCUUUUUCCAUUCUGAUUUGCCCAGAAAAAACCAUCGCAAACGAUUGGUUUUUUUUCUCAUUAUUUUGUACACAUUUUUCAACGAAAAGUGGUCUAAUAUUGGGUAUAAAUUAAUCAUAUAUAUUUAAUAAUAUGACCCUCAGUUCAUACCUUGUGGAACUAUUGCAUAAUUGAUCUGUAAAUCAACCACAGAAUCUGCUUGGAAAGGGGGAAACUACUGAGAGAGAGAAGUAUGCCAUCAUUCAACGUUAACGUGUGAAUGGCAAAUGCAAACGCAAACAGCUGAUUUACCGGCAAAAACAAAAUUCAGGGACGAGUCGAAUUCGUUCCACAGGGGGUUCAAAACUUCAAGGCAAUCCCAGAAGGCUGUGCACCUUGCGUGAAUCUCUCAACGAGUGCCAACCAAAUAGAAUCAUUCGACAGACACAAAAAAGUCAAGCAGGUAUUAGAAUGAACGUCGCCACCAGAAAAGUCACAGCGCCGAAGGGUAAAGGACACACAGCCAAAAAGACACAUUCGCCGCCGUCCGGACAGUUGGGCGAUCGAUUUCAGGCGAAGUCUGGCGAGGCCUGGCAGAACUAUGUUCCGGCCAGCACUAGCAACAGUCCCGGGUAUCUGGGGGAUCAACCGUACGACAAUCACGCACACUUUCCGCCCCUGGAGGAGCCACGGCACGCAUCGAAGCGUCGGCAGCAGUCCAAAUCGUCGUCGGGCACCGGGGAGCAGCCUCCAUUGGCACGAACCCUGCUGCCCCAUUGGGUGCGUAUAAAGGACAUGAAGUGGCUGGACAGACUCGCCAGCAACAGCAGCAGCACUCCACCCGUGCCGCACCAGGAGGCGGCAACGGCUACGGCCACGGCAACGGCAACAGAAAGCGCGCUAGAUGAGGGGGAAUUUGAGACGGCGCCCAAGCCCGUGACCCCUCUGACGGCCCGAGUGGUCGCCAGAGAGGGAUCCUUUAGGUCCUCGUCAGCCAGGAGCGAGGGGGCACCGCUAGAUGCCCGCUGCGUGAAUCUGAUGUUCGAGAGCUUCGACAUGAUUGGGAUCUCCACGGAGGCGGACGAUCCGCAGGUGUAUGACAUCAAGCGCUCGCCUAAUUCCUGGCUGACCUCGGAGCAAAAGCAGCGACUGCACGAUGCCAUCGAGGAGGAGGCAAAUGGGCCGGUACUGGAUACCCUCGAAAGGGUCAUACAGGAGAUACGCGACGAAAUCGACCACAUGAGGAGGUGGGAGGAGUCAUCGGAGCCGCCUUCGGGCGUCUCCGAUCACUCGAUGUGGACCGGGUGCACCUCAUCGCCGAACAACAAGCCGGCAAACCGGUGCAGCUCCCCGAAGAUUCGCAGCUUCGCGGACAACAAUUUCGAGGACACUUAUGGCCAGAGCUGGGGGACACGUCCGCGCAACUUCCGGACCAAGUCGCACGGCGCCUGGAAUGCCACGGAAAGCGUCUCCGAUUCGCCGAAGUCAUCGUCCAACGCGGGACGAGCCCGGUCCGUGGGUGGCUAUCCGGGUGUCAAUGAUCGCUCCAUUUUGGACUUUCGUCAGCCGCCAUUCCCGCGCCACUUCCAGCACUAAUACGAUCCAUAAAAUCUACUUAAAUUGUCAACUCUUUUGCUCAGAAAUCUGUCUCAAAUAAAAUGUUGUCGGACGGCCCAACGCUCUCAAGGAUA
Drosophila pseudoobscura is the source of this 1780-nucleotide messenger RNA. RefSeq lists its product as uncharacterized. The coding region runs from base 561 to 1685 and encodes 374 amino acids. The record is from RefSeq and is a predicted model, not a curated record. Lineage: Eukaryota; Metazoa; Arthropoda; Insecta; Diptera; Drosophilidae. The transcript has 2 exons.